This is a messenger RNA of Nilaparvata lugens (brown planthopper), 8087 nucleotides long. Its product is annotated as polycomb protein Sfmbt. Lineage: Eukaryota; Metazoa; Arthropoda; Insecta; Hemiptera; Delphacidae. Bases 216 to 3125 code for a protein of 969 amino acids. Gene Ontology annotation, molecular function: zinc ion binding; protein binding. Gene Ontology annotation, cellular component: nucleus. The transcript has 17 exons. The record is from RefSeq and is a predicted model, not a curated record. Gene Ontology annotation, biological process: regulation of DNA-templated transcription; heterochromatin formation.
UGAACUGUUUGGUCUUUGGCGUUUGCAUCAAAGGGUUUGUUCGCUUAUUGUAUCAUUCCAAGUAAUUAUUAAUUAACUUCAUUUAAUUUCAAUAUUAAAUGAAGUUCUUCGGUGAACUCAUGUUAUUAAAAGCUUCUUGUCUAGUAAUUUGUUCUGUUAAAUUCCCCACAUUGAUUCAUAGGGGCUUGGAUUGAUUCUUUAUUCUAGCCUUUGUCAUGGAUAUGAACAUGACGGCUCGCGAGGACCUGGGCCUGGUGUGGAUGGGUGACAUGUUCCUCCCAAACGACCCGGGGGAAUUCGGCAGUCUGGAGCCACACCCUAUGGAGACACCCUACAACAGUCUUCCUAUGGAUAACAGCGGCUGCCUGGAUGACAUAUCCAACAGAGGCCAGCAGAUGGUCAGUGAUCCCUACCUCACCAACCCAAACUUGAUGUCUGAAGGAUGUAUCAAGUCUGACGUUGAAAGUUUUAUGAUGCUGGAUGAAUUCGACGAUCCUUACAUGCGAGAUGGGACAGCAAGUGCCAAGUAUGUGUCAACUGCUUCCACACAAACAACAGCCUACCUGACCUCCUUCAACAGAAAGAUAAAGCCGAUCAAACAUCCAGCACUCAAACUGCAAACACCUAUCGCCUUCCAGCGCGAUACUGAUCUCAGUGUAAUCCCCAUUCAAAAAGACGGAAUGGGCGUGUGCGAGAAGUGCGGAGCGAUAGGCGUGAAGCACGCGUUCUACACGAAGGAGAGGCGCUACUGCAGCAUGAAGUGCGCUCGCGGUCCCACCGACUCGGUGUCGGGCGAGAUGAGUGCAGAGCAGGACGACGCAGAGAUGGGCCCAAUGUCGGCCACCGACAACAAGAGCAAUGCUCUUUUUGCCACUCAAUUGCAGAGAAGUGCAGCCAACCUGGAAAUGGAUAUGAAUAAGUUGGCAAAACUGCUUCCCCCUCCACCACCACUGCAGCCAAUGGAGGAGCGUCCAUUUCCGCCCGACAAAAAAACAAUGCCUGAUCUCAUCAAUACCUACGAAUGGACGCCUCAGUUGUCCCAACCUGAUUUCAUUGCCGCGCCGGUCUCGUGCUUCAAACAUGCGCCUAUGGCUGACUGUUGGGACAACAUAACUGUUGGAAUGAAAGUGGAGGUGGAGAAUACUGACUGCGAUAAUUUUUCUGAAGACUUCCCCGACUCGUUCUGGGUGGCGACGGUGCUUAGGAUAGCUGGGUACAAAGCAUUGUUGAGGUACGAAGGGUUCGGCCAGAAUGCUGCCAAGGACUUUUGGGUGAAUCUGUGCUCCUCCAUGGUGCAUCCUGUCGGCUGGUGCGCCACUCGUGGCAAGCCGCUAAUUCCUCCUAAAACCAUUGAAGACAAAUAUAAGGAUUGGAAAGACUUUCUUGUGAAGCGACUGACUGGGGCUCGAACAUUGCCUUCUAAUUUCUAUAAUAAAGUUCAUGACAAUCUUAAAUCUAGGUUUCGAUGUGAUUUAAAUUUAGAAGUGGUCGAUAAAAAUAAAAUUUCACAAGUGAAAGUCGCACGAAUUGAAAAAAUAGUAGGCAAGCGUCUCCAUGUCUGCUACUAUGAUGCAAAUCCUGAUGAUAACGAUUUUGUGCGGAACGAAGAAUUAAGUGGUAGAUCUAGUACUGAGAAUAAGUGUACUAGGCGUUCUUACAAGUUAAGACGUAAUUCUGAACUCCCUGAAGGUUUCUGGUGCCACGAGGACUCGCCGCUGAUCCACCCUGUGGGCUGGGCGAAGCGCGUGGGCCACACACUGGACGCACCUCGCGAGUAUCGCGAGCACUGCGCCAAGGGCCUGCGUGACAAGGACGACGCUACUGAGGACCUCUUUCCGCCCCUGCCCUUCUCGCACCUGUUGCCCAAGCAGGCGCCCUUCCGCGAGGGCAUGAAGCUGGAGGCCAUCGACCCCCUCAACCUGUCCGCCAUUUGUGUCGCCACCGUCAAAAAGAUUUUGAACGAGGGCUACCUAAUGAUCAGAAUUGACUCGUACGACGAUGAGUCUAGCAACACGGCCGACUGGUUCUGCUACCACAUGACGUCACCGUGCAUCUUCCCGGUCGGCUUCUGCCAGACCAAAGGCCUGCCGCUGCGUCCGCCCAAGGACUACUCGGCCGACACCUUUGUCUGGGCCGACUACCUCGCUGUGACCGGUGCCGAGCCGGCACCUCCACACGCCUUCACCGUCGACCUUCCCGACCACAACUUCACGCUCGGUAUGCGCCUGGAGGCGGCAGACCUGAUGGACCCGCGGCUGAUCUGCGUGGGCACAGUGUCGCGUGUGAUUGGUCGGCUGCUGAGGAUCCACUUCGACGGUUGGGAGGACGACUAUGACCAGUGGAUGGACUGCGAGAGUCCCGACAUCUAUCCGGUCGGCUGGUGUCAGCUGGUGGCGCACAAGCUCGAAGGUCCUCCCCAGUCUCCGGUCAAGAACGGUGCCACAGGCCAGAAAAGUAGCACCCAGAAAGGCGUUCGUAAGCGACGUCGCGGCGGCGGCGCUGGUGGCAAGGGUAGAGGUGGCGCGCAUGCGCAGUCGACUCGACGUAGCACAAACACACAACAGCAGCAGCAGCAGUCGAGUGUGUUUGACUAUGUCGAGGACGUUAAGGACGACUGGAUCAUUCAUGCUGCGUCGACCACCACCGACCAGUUCAUCGUUGGCCAAGACCUGGAUGGAAUCGGCAGUGUUGACGAGCCAGAGAUGGCAGCCGAGCCAGUCGGGCCUGAUCAAACGUUGCCCGUGUCCAGCAAUGCAGAUCAGAGCACUCAACCCACGUCGCCUGUCAACUCUCAAGUUCCAGUUGAACAACACACAAUGCGCUUGAUCCCAAGACUGAUAGACUGCAGUGGACCACUGGACACUAAAGAUCUUGUUCCCGAUGAGUGGACUGUCACAGACGUCGGUCAAUUUUUGAGAGUCAAUGACUGUACUGCUUACUCAGAAAGCUUUACGAAUCAGGAAAUUGACGGCAAAGCACUUCUGUUAUUGACCAAAGAGAAGAUAAUGUCUCUGACCGGCAAGGUUGGCCCUUCGCUGAAAAUCUUCGAUCUGAUUCAGCAGCUCAAAAACAAAGUGAACCCGGCUGAACAGAGACGGAAGGCUAGUCUGAAGAAGCUUAACUAGAUAAUCGGUUCCAAAACACUUCCAUUCUAAUAUAGAUAACACUGACCAAACUAUAUUUACAAGUUAUAACGUUGCUGAUCUUCAAUUGUGCAGCUUUUUCAAAUGAUUUGUGAUGACUAGCAUAUAUUAUCCACUUUCCCUCACGGGUUAGUUCGCCUUUGUUGGUUACAAGCAAUAAUUGAUGUCAACCGUAGAAAUGUAGGCUCCUAUAUCUACAUAAAUUUAUCCUGUCUUAAAUAAUAAAUUAUAAAUUUAUAAUGGAAAUUUUCUUGAUUGAGGAUAAGACUAUGUAAUAUGUUAUCUUGCGCUAAGUAUAGAGGACGUUACUAUUGAGGUGUUAAUCACAUGAGAUAUUUAUUUUUUCCUACAGUUGAUGAGUUAUCGUGAAAUAGAUUUGCUAGUAGUGAUCGAUUGUUUACGUAAGUUUAAUGUGUGCUCUGAUGUAAAUAUUUAAUUUGUACUGAGAAAAUCAGUGCCGUACUACUAAUUAUUAUUAUUAUAGAUACAGAGAUCUUGUAAAUAGAUAGUAGGCUAGUUUCAAUUUUAAUCUAUACAAAAGACUAAUCAAACUCAUGUUUUUGCAUAAUAAUUAUGAAACGGUCGAUUUGAAAGAUGCAUGAAUUACAAUUAUUUUGUGGGAGGAAACUGAUUAAAGCGUGCAUUGUAAAUGAGGAUAUUGGAAAGUCUGAUUUAAAGAGAGGUUUCAAAUUAUGAUUGUGUUUAUCUGCCUUAUAAUUAAUGUACUUAUUGGUACAUUUCUCAUCGGGGUAAUCCCGGGUUCUUUUCGAUAUUAAUUUUUAUGUAUAAAUUUAAUUUUCUCAUUGAGUAUCAUAAUCAAUUAUAUACCUGAUGGAAUAUACCAAUAUUGAAUGUCGAUGUUAGAGUGGAGGCUAGUGCUUUAUUAUAUUAAUGAGAUAUGAAUCUAGACUCCAAAUAGCAUAAUAUAAGUUGGUGUGAAUUUUGACUACAUAUUUUGAACAGCAUAUUAGUGCCUUCCAAUUUAACAUUAUGUUUAACAUCAAAGCAAUUAAUUGCAGCAUUUCUUGUAUUUUUUUCAAGGUUUAUCAUUUAUUUAUACUAGGCUAUUUUAUGAUUCGAUUUUUCUUAUUUCGUGAAAACUAUUUUUAUUUAUUGACUAUGCUCUUAGAUAUUCUCUAUACUAAGAUAAAACUGAUUAUAUUUUCUCUCUCUUUCGUCAAUGUAUAGACUUCAUCUUCUGUCACGCAUUUUAAAAUGAAAGGCUAUUUCAAAACCUGUGCGAAACUUGUGCCUUUAUUUGAAAAUUAUAUAAUUUAUGUUUUAAACGGCAAUCUUUUUUAAAACUUAUUUAUUUUUACAUAUAUAUAUAUUUAUUGCCAUAGAACUACUUGUAAUAGUGAUAACAAUUCAAAGCAAUAUCUCUACAAAUUGGAAAUUGUAUGUAAGAAUUUAUGCCUGCUCUCAUUAAUGUUUUUGAGUUGAAAAUAGAUGUUAUGAAUAAUUCUUUGGCACUUUUACUCCAUGUCCGUACUAUAGUCAUGUCAGUGCAUUUUAAAAUUUAUAAAUUUUUAAUUCCUUGUCUAAAAUCUGGUCAAUCUUAGAAAGACUACCUAAUGUUUUAAAACGAAUCUCCUUAGAUUCUAGUAAAUCUCUAAUCUAAUGAAAUGAUACAUUCAUCAAUUUCUAUUUUUAUUCACCAAUUAGAAUGUAUUCAUAAUAAAAAUUCUAAAAGUUGUGCAAAUGAUUUAUUACAUUUAAUUCUUCAAAUUGUAUUAGCAAUUAGUAAACAAUAUUAAACUUCAUCCCUUUUUUUAUCAAAUCUCAAAUAUCUGACCAAAUUAAGGUAAAGAAUAAGCUUUCAUUAGAUUUCUCGCAAAUAAUACCUACAUCAGUAGAAGUGCCUUUGAGUUAAUUCAUUUAAUACGGGUCGUUCAAUCUUACCUAGCCUAACUAGGUAAAAAGAAAUCUACAACAAAAUUGAUAACAAUAUUUCUUAAUCGUAAUAUCUCUUGUGAUAAGAGCUAAAGCAAUAAUAAUUGUAUUUCUAUUGAUCAUGUCAAUGUGUGAAUUUCGAUUAGUAGCUUCACAGAAGAAUUUAGUUGAAAAUAGUGUCUCUAGCAGUUUCUGUCUGUCCUUAUGGUAAACUGCCAAGUAUAGAGCAAUUAUACCAAUAAUUAUAAACUCAUCGUGGCGUAGCCAGGGUUCCUCCCCCAAUCUAGAUCUAAGACAUGAAAAAUAUUAGUAGAUUGAGGAACAGGCAUCACACUUUUGAUAAAUUGAUCCUUUUAUAACAUGGAAAGUAUGUAAAUUUGUUGAAAAUUCUGGAGUACCUAGUUUACCAUGAAAAGUGUGUAGACUAUUUCUAAAAUCUCUUUUGAAAAUUGUGGAGUAGUUUUUUUAUUUCUUUGGUGAUUCUAAGAAAUUAUACAGGUAAUUUUGAAUGAAAAUCGAAACCUUUUUGGGAAAAUUGUUUUGUAUAAAUAUUUCUUAAGAUUCAGAUUCAUCCUCUUACUAAUACAACCCUGUGCAGGGUUUUUUACAGUGGUAUAUUCUGAUUUCCAUCUUAUAUUUUUUUAGAUCAUGGUAUAUAGAGUAAACUUGAUUAUUUAUAAAACCUUGCUCAUGAAUUAUGGUUUUGUUAACUUGAAAUUACCUAAAAAAAUCCUUAGCUUAUUCGUCAAAAAGCCUAACAAUUGUUUUAGCAAAAGCUUUUGAAACAACUACAAUUUCUAUCAUGAUUUUCCAUUCCAAAAUACAAUAAUAAUAACAUUUUGUUUUUUUAUAAUAAUAUUUAUUUUUCGACAAGAAAUAUUUUCAAAAAUUGGGGAAAACUCGCCCCUCUUUCCUCCUAAAAUGAACUCCAAGCAUUUAUACUACUAUUGUUGAAUUUAAUACUAUUCGGAUCGGUAUUGUGCCCGACCAAAAACCCCUGGUUACGUCACACUCACACUUUACAGCCCAAACCGUUCCAAAAUAUAACAAAGCAAUUUAUACAAUGAAUGUUGCGUGUAUUAAUUGUAAGGAAAAUCCAUAUUUUUUGAUCCAAUCAUGUUAAGCCACAAAUUAUUGUGAUUUGUUUCAUUGUUGUAUUUAUAGUGAGAUGUAUUUCACUUGGCAGUGUGAAAUUGAUUGGCAAGGUCAAGUCUAAAUACCUUGGACAUUUAGUAGAUCUGAACUUGUCUACUGUCAAGUUGUAUUGAAACUACUAUGAAGUUCAUACUCCAAGAACACCAAGCAUUAUUUUAAGAAUACAGCCUUGAUUUAGUCUGAAAUAAUGAUAAAUUAAUAGAUGUUGAUAGUGUUAAAGUCCGUUUCUCAUCUUUCACAACAUUAAAAUUGUUCCAUUCUACUUAGCAAUUAAAUUGUAUGUAUAAGUACAAAUUUAUGUGAGUAGUAUUAAGUAAGUUUUCAGCAGGUUCUGAAGGCAUGUGAUGAUUUCUUACUGUGUUUCUGCCUUACAUUGACUUUUAAUCUAAAUGUUUGCUGUUUUGCAUGCCAUUAUUGCAAUUAAGUGUAAUUAAUACUAUGAAAUCAAAACCAGUCGUAGUAGAAAGCUAGAAUCAAUGGAAAUAAUAAUUGAACUCUUCAUAUUAUACUCAAAGUACUAGAGUAAUUUAGUAAUUUUUUUUUCAUAAAAUUAUGAAACCAUUCCAAAUUCAUCAUUCACAAGUAUCAAAACGUCGAAUGCUAUCGAAAUCUUGAUGUAACUGAAAUCCAUUUUUCAUUUCACUCCUUGGGCCCAACUCCAAACUAAGAAGUUAUCUAAAUAUUUUUAGUGAAUUGCAAUUUAAGUAAAGCCUUAGCUUGUAAAGAUGAGAAACUCAAAGUACAACAAAAUCAGGUAUAAAUAAAUUUAAACACAUUAAUUCAAAAUUCAAUCUAGGUAGUUCAUCAUAAUUACAAUAUAUAAUGUACACCAAUUAUCAUGGUUCUAGAUGUUGUCUACGAGAAUAGUACAGUAGUUAUAAUAAUUAAUCGCCAAAGCUUUAACGAAAUUAUAUAACUUUCAAGAAAAAAAAUUGUGGUUUAGGCAAUAUAAGUGUAAAUUGAAUGAAUGAGUGAAAUAGUAUUCCUAUAUAAAUUAUUAUAUUGUGACAGAAACUGUUGAAAAAUAUUAUAUAUGCUAUCUUAUAUCCAUUGAUAAAUCAAGCUUAGAUUUGGAAGUGAAAUUGAAUACACUGUACACUACAUUCAGAGAUUUUUAAAACGGUGCGGUCUGCGGUGUCCUAAUUCAAAUUCCAGAAUUCGACCAAAAUUUCAAAUCUGUAAUGAUUUAUGAAUCAUUUUCCUGUUGAAUUCUAUCAUUACUUAUAAUACUGUAUACAUUUUUGGCAGUUUUUUUCAAUUAUUCACAGAAACAGAAGUUCAAAUAUUGAUAUUUUCUUGCUAGUCAUUAACAAAUUCUUUUCAAUAAAAACCGAAUGGAUUAGGACGUUAAGUAAUGUUUUCCUUCAUGAUUUUGGAUUUAGUUUAGCAUAUUUUCAUGUAUAUUUCAAUUUCCAAGUUUUAUUCAAUUUUUCACUUUGCUUAGAUUUAAGUUUUCAUUGGCUAACAAAAAUGUUGACUUAAUUUUCAAUUUGAAGAUAGUUUGUUUUUUAUAUUCAUGCCCAGUAAUAUCUAAUAACACUUGAAGUUGUACGGUACUUCAAAACUAUACGUUUACAUAUAAAAAUGUGUUUUUGAAUAAUUCAUUGCUAUAAUAUUAUUUCAUUGAACGAACUAUUCAAAUAUAAGUUACUGUUGUAUUUGCAAAAAAAUAUUGUCAUAAUUUUUCUAUUGCAUCAACAGAGAAGUUCAUUACAAAAGCGAUCAUAAGUUCUAAAAACUACCAUAAAAACUAUGAUAAAUGCCAAUGAGAAAAAUGAAUAUUUUUUUGUACAUUGAUCAUAAUCUUUUGUUUAGAAAUCAUCAAAUUAAUUGAAAGCAAUUCUUGAAUACGUUUGUCAUUUCCAGAGUUAAGAUUCUAAAUAAAUGAUACGGCUA